CCCAGCACCGCCCUGCAGCUUGCCCGGGACUCUCGUGGGCGCGCGCCGGGCUGCGUCCAGGCUCAGGACUGCUGAUAAGACCUCUGCAGCCCAGGAAUCAGCGAGCUAGUGGACAGGAGUGCCUCCUCGGAAAGGAGGGACAGCGGCGGCUGCCCUGGGUCGGCCUCCCUCGGCAUGGGCUUAGCCUCUGCAGUGUCCCCGCGGUGUCUGCUGCUCUGAGGCUUCGCCCGAAAUGGGGGCAGCCCUUUCCCAGGGUGCCCUCAUCGCCAUCAUCUGCAACGGCCUCGUGGGCUUCUUGCUACUGCUGCUCUGGGUCAUCCUCUGCUGGGCCUGCCACUCCCGCUCUGCAGACAUUGACUCGCUCUCUGAAUCCAGCCCCAACUCUAGCCCUGGGCCCUGCCCCGAGAAGGCAGCCCCACCCCAGAAGCCCAGCCAUGAGGGAAGCUACCUGCUGCAGCCCUGAGCAGCCCUGGCGCCCUGCUUACCUGGAGUCUGGGGCCUGAGCCUGGCACAGGAGCCCAGGUUCUAGACGGCCUGGGUUCCAGGACUCAGAGCCUGCCUCUCUGGAGCCGGAUGUAGCAGCCCUGAGUCUGGCCCGUGGCAUGGUUCUGUGAGGGGCAUUAGUGGGCCCAGAGUGAUGGGCCUGGGGGGAGGGUUCUCGAGGGCCAUCUGGACUCUGCUCCAUCCCAAGGGCUAGGGGCCGGGUCCACCCUGUACGAGGUUGAGCAUCUCUGGAAGGCCUCCGGGGUUGGGGAAGCAAACUGGAAUCCAUGGCAAUAAUGGGAGGGUGUCCCGGUAGGGCACCUCCAUGGGUCCACCCCCUGUUUGCUGGGUAAUAAAUGGAACUGUGGCUCUA
Messenger RNA from Suncus etruscus (white-toothed pygmy shrew), 856 nucleotides. RefSeq names its product energy homeostasis associated (gene ENHO). NCBI's taxonomy places the organism in Eukaryota, Metazoa, Chordata, Mammalia, Eulipotyphla, Soricidae. Bases 233 to 463 code for a protein of 76 amino acids. The transcript is spliced from 2 exons. Gene Ontology annotation, biological process: positive regulation of Notch signaling pathway. Gene Ontology annotation, cellular component: plasma membrane. The record is from RefSeq and is a predicted model, not a curated record.